GUGUGUUUCGAGGUCAGUUUCCUGUGAAGGUCAUGAUGGAUCAAGCAGCUCUCCGGCUGAUUCUCUUGGGCGUCUUUCUCAUCUCAGCCUCUUCAGACCCUGUUAAGAAGAAACAAAAUGUGGAUAUAUACAGCUUCUAUAUUAACUCCAUGGUCACCAGUCGCUACGCCACAACAGUCAUCACAAGCCGUGUUGCGAACACACUGAAUGAAUCUCAAGAGAUCCAGUUUGAGGUCAAGAUUCCCAAGAAUGCCUUCAUCAGCAAAUUCAGAAUGACCAUAGAGGGAAAAACAUAUGAUGGGGUUGUGAAGGAAAAAGAGGAAGCUCAACAGCUAUACAAUCAAGCAGUAUCUCGAGGACAAAGUGCUGGACAGAUCAAAUCUGUUGGAAGGACUUUAGAAGACUUUAAAACCUCAGUGACGGUGGCUGCUUUUAGUAAAGUGACCUUUGAGUUGACCUACGAGGAACUGUUAAAGCGUCGCCUCGGCAAAUAUGAACUACUCAUCAAUGCGCAACCAAUGCAGCCAGUGGCUGACUUCAAGAUGGAUGUACACAUCCAAGAGAAACCAGGAAUUUCCUCCUUGGAGGUGAAAGGAGAUUUGAGCACCGGUGAUCUGGCAAAUGCCAUCAAAACCACCAGAGCAGACAAAGAUGCAUGGGUGACCUUAUACCCCACUCAAGAUCAACAGACCAAGUGUAAAAGCUGUGGAGAAAAUGGGUUGAAUGGAGACCUGCUUGUAACAUACGAUGUUGAGAGACGAAAUCCCAAAGGAGAAGUCAUGGUAUCAAAUGGCUAUUUCGUCCACUACUUUGCACCCUCUGAUGUUCCACGUAUUCCCAAAAAUGUGGUGUUUAUCAUUGAUCGGAGUGGUUCUAUGCACGGCAGAAAAAUAGAACAGACUCGAUUGGCACUGCUAAGGAUUUUGAGUGAUCUUGAUGAAGAUGACCACUUUGGAUUGAUCACCUUUGACAGUGAAGUUAACUUAUGGAAGCGUGAGCUCCUCAAAGCUACUGAGGCAAAUCUGAAGAAUGCGAAAUCGUUCGUGAAUGAGAUCACAGAUAGAGGAGCCACGGACAUAAACGCUGCAGUUCUAGCAGGAGUGGACAUGAUCAAUCGACAUCCACGAGAGGGAACAGCCUCCAUCCUGAUCCUGCUGACUGACGGAGAUCCCACUUCAGGUGAAACCAACAUAGAGAAGAUAAUGGCCAAUGUGAAAAAGGCCAUUGGGACAAAGUUUCCCCUCUAUUGCCUUGGUUUUGGAUAUGAUGUUAACUUUGACUUCCUGACAAAGAUGUCACUGGAAAAUGGUGGAGUUGCUCGCAGGAUUUAUGAAGAUUCAGACGCUGAUCUACAGCUGCAGGGCUUCUAUGAAGAAGUUGCCAUCCCUCUCCUCACUGAUAUUCAACUUAAAUACCCAGGAGGGACAAACCUUACCAAGACCAGCUUUAGCUUGUACUUCAAUGGCUCUGAGAUUGUGGUGUCAGGACAAAUCACAGACAACAGUGUGGAGAGUUUCACCACUGAAGUCAUCGCAGUAUCAAAAGGCAACAAUGUGAUGUAUCAGGACACUAUAUUGACAAAAGACCCCAGUGAUGUCCCACCUGAGAAUGAAGAUUUCAUGCAGAGAUUGUGGGCCUACCUUACAGUGAAGCAGCUUCUGGAGAGACAGGUGAUUCUUAAAGGACAAGAGACAGAGGAUGAAAAGAAAGAAGCUCUCAAACUCUCCCUGAAAUACCAGUUUGUCACUCCACUCACCUCUAUGGUCGUUACUAAGCCACAAGAAGGUGAUGUGGAAGUUGCCGACAAACCCAAAGAGGGAGAAGCGCAACCCAGACCUCCAGGAUUUAGUCAGCAGCACCACCAUAGUCCAGGUCUGUCCAGUGCACCUGCCGCUCAUCCAGGUUUGCGUGGAUCAAGAUAUGGUGGUGCUAAUCCAGGGCGCCGUGGUGGACGAUAUCGCCUUCAUAGUUAUCCUGCUGCAUUUCCCUUUCCGGUAGCUGAGGAAUUCCAUGAUCUCAGUUAUUCCAAUCUAUUGAUCUCCCGUGUCUUAGAUCCAAGGCCCACACUUCCAGAGAUGGUACGUGUUCCCGUUACUAUGUCAGCUCCAACAGUUCGUAGCAAUCGUUUCCUGCUGCCUGUUGUUGGUCAGUCUAAGCUACUCUGUUUUGACGUUCCUGUUCCUCACAAACUCAGACUUCUACAGGAUUCAGCUUCAGAGUUCUAUAUGAAUGGAGAAUCCGUGACUGGACAAAAUGGAUUCCAUCAAAUUACUUUUCAUUACAAAACUAACCAUCAUCUGACUAUAAACACAACGUCUGUCAGAUACCAUGAAGGCCAGAAUCAAGUUGAGUUCUUGUGGGGCCAGGAACUGACCCAACACAAUACUGAGGGCGUGUCUCUGAUUCUACGGAGCAAUGAAAUAGACAUCACCAUGGGAAAUAUUCACGUCGUUAUUCUUCUCCAUAAGGAAAAAAGGGAAAUUUUUCUGUGGCCUGCUGUUCAGCAACAGCCAAAAGAUGUCAGUUUGACAGGCAUUUUAGGAAAAACUGAUGCUUCAUAUGAGGAGAUUCAAGGAUCACAAACACCAACUCUAAAGAUAAAUGACCAGGAAGUGAGCACAAGCUGGGAGGACGUCACAGACUACAGACUUUCUUCAAAGCCGGUUAUCAAAUGCUGGCUUGUCUCGUUCUAUGCUGCGAUGCAGAGAGACAUUUCUGAUUUCACUGUCACUAAGCUGUAGAGUUCAAAGCUGGCAAAUGAUAAACUGGGACAGAGCAUGUUUCUAUGUAAAACACUUGCUGAUGUUUGUGUUGUGUAUUUUUUUUCUGUCAUUGGCAAACAUGAUAUCUCUGACACACCUCAGCAUUUCAAUAAAUUCAUCAACAUAAAAACAA
Messenger RNA from Sinocyclocheilus anshuiensis, 2895 nucleotides. Its product is annotated as inter-alpha-trypsin inhibitor heavy chain H3-like. Lineage: Eukaryota; Metazoa; Chordata; Actinopteri; Cypriniformes; Cyprinidae. The record is from RefSeq and is a predicted model, not a curated record. Bases 33 to 2741 code for a protein of 902 amino acids. The transcript is spliced from 24 exons.